This is a messenger RNA of Neolamprologus brichardi, 1104 nucleotides long. Lineage: Eukaryota; Metazoa; Chordata; Actinopteri; Cichliformes; Cichlidae. The record is from RefSeq and is a predicted model, not a curated record.
AUGAAGAAGUGUGAACACUUGAAACGUCUCUAUCGCCCUCUGGUGUCUGGCUGGAGUAUAGGUCCUAAACCCCACCUCCUCCAUGUUAGCGGAUGGGACUGGGGUCAGGCUGAUAUAAAACAAUUCUCCUCAGAUAAUUUUUUCCAAAAAUUCUUUCUUACAUUAUCAGUAGUUCUCAUCGCACUGAUUUGUGUUCAGUUGGUCUCCUGUCUAUUAAGUUUGAUUCUAGUUAAACUUAUAAUGCUGUUAAAAAUCAUCACAACACUUCUGUCGCAGCUGCAGUCACGGAUAAACUUGCGUCUCUCUGUUUGGGAGAAGCACAAGCUGAAGUCUAAGAAGAAGACUCCAAUCUGGAUCACUGCGUGCAACCAGACGUCACACCGGUCAUGUGACCUCACACGGUUCAACCUGUCAUUCAUGGGCGACUCCGUGCUCCGGGUGCGAGCCACCGUGGACGGGCAGCACUCGGAGUGGGUGCAGAAGACGUUCUGCCCCUAUGAGGAGGCCUUCAUCGGUCCACCUGAUGUGACUCUUAAUGUCACUGGGACAUCUUUGGAAGUCAGCAUUAAAGACCCAGUGUUCAAGCAUUCAGAACUGAGGGAGACGUACACCUCGGCCACCUAUAACAUCACCUACUGGAAGAGCAGCUCGAAGGAAGAGGUAAAAAAGAUCCUUGAAACGAAGCAGGACCAAGUGGUUCUUAGUGACCUGGACCCGAUGAGCAAAUACUGCGUCCAAGUCCAGAUCAUCUAUGACAUGAACCCCAGACCGGGCGAGUACAGCGACGUCGUCUGUGAGCGCACCGGUGACGUGGAUGCAGCUCCGUGGGUGGCGGCCGUGGUGGCAUUUGUGGUCAUGGCUGUGGUGGUGGCUCUGGUGGUGACUCUGGUGGUCUACUGGAAACAAAUCUCCAAGUUCCUGUGCCCAGAAGUCGUGCUGCCGCCACACUUUAAAGAGGUGUGUGUCCUGCCCCCUCCGUCUCUGCUGCCUUUCAACCCCUUCAUCUACCCAGUCUCGCUGCCCCCUGAGCACUGCGACCAGGUCAGCAUCAUAGCAGACCACAGGACUGAGGAGGAGGAGGAAGGAGGGUGCAGCACAACCUGA